CAGUUUGCAAAAUCCAGUCGGUGAAGCUAGACGUGGUGGACUGCGGGAUAGACCACGCGCUGGAUGUCGUCGAAGGCGAUGUAGAACUGAAGCAGUAUCCCUGGGUCGGAGUACUGUUCUACAGCUACUAUAGUGAAGAUGGAGACAGCCGAGCAGUGACCACAGUCAUCUUAAUCCAGAGCGAGUUUGUCAUCGGUGCGGCCGCCGAUAUAGCGCCCAUGCCAAAACACGACUUUAGGCAAAAAACACGCGUAUUGCUAGGCGAGGGGUGGGACCGGCCAGGGCGCCGCGUGCGCAACUAUGUGAUACACCCGGAGUACGAACAGACCUACAACACGGUGGCGCUAGUGCAGCUCAGUACUCCUGUUAGAAAUGUUAACAUCCAGCCAGCCUGCCCGCCUCCGAAUUUGUUGAGAAAUCCUACGUUUUAUGUCAUUAAAAUGAAAGAAGACGUAGAAGUGCUAAAUAAAGAAGUAAUCCGCGUGAUGCACAUUCCUGGGGACAUGUGUAAGGAGUUCUACGUCGCGGCCAAUCUAUACAGUAAGAAGAUGCGUCCCCCGCACGUGGCGUGCGCGGUGUCGGCGGAGUCGAGCGGGGUGUGCGUGUGGGGCGCCGGCGCGGCGCUCGUGGCGCGGGACGUCUGGGGGCGCUGGAUGCUGCUAGGGUUGGGUGUGCGAGGCCCGGGGUGCGGCGCUCCGUCUCGCUACCUGGACAUGAUGAGCUACUACCCUUGGGUCGAGAAGAGUCUUGAUGACUUCAACAGGAUCACCAUAUCUAAGAUAUCCAAGCAGAAAUAUAUUUUACGCGCAAGCCACUCCUACCAAAGAUUCGGCAAUUGCGACGAAGAAGAAAAGAAAAACUUGGCGUUCAGAGAGUCCAUUGUACUGAGGACGGACAACAGUCAAUUUCAGUUUCUAACCUACAAUAUAACGCUGUUGGACACAAUAGAGUACACCUGCAUGACCAUGGAGCUGGUCAAUGCGUCCGCCGUCUCCGAGAUGAGGAUCCAGCACUUCUGUAACCGGGUCAACUUUGGAGAACCAUGCUAUUUCUAUAGAGGUUCCUCAAUGGAGCUCUCUGUGUACAUAAUGUUCUCUGACAAAUGCCUAUUCGAGAUGUUUGCGUGGGGCUACAAUAGGAACAUGACGCUGCUAGACAUUCAGGAGUGGAAGUGGGAGGAGGGCACUUACUAUGACGACUUCACGAUGCAGAGGGUCGAGUACAGAGGUACCGCGGCCAUGACGGACUUUGGUUACGAGCCCAUAGACACUGCUAUCUGGGUUCCAGAGUACGAUAUAUGGACCACCACGUUACUAGAUAACAGUACUACCACCACACCGAUCCCCGAUAAAGUGUCACGGCCAACUCCAACGCGACCUACUACAACAUUUAUGAAAACGAAACCAACGCCGAGGCGAAGGACUAAACCCCCCCCUCCCACCACUCGUCCCCGUCCCCGUCCCCGUCCACGCCCACCCCCUCCCCCAAAACCAAUGUUAAACAUUACGACACCGCGAGUCACGCAGCCCACAGUACCCAGCACAACUACAACGCCAGUAGUCAUUACAACGAGCGUUCCGUCAGUUUCGUCAGUUCCGACUCAAUCCGAACCCAGCAAUAUCACAACUACCAACGCUCCCAACAGUACAUAGGCGUAGCCAGGUUUUAGUAUCGGGAGGGGUUCAAGAAAGUGGUCCCAUGAAAUCUGUGACUAAAAAAAAGCCCUACGUGGCAGUAAAAAAGAAACAAUUUAUGUUAUAAACAGAUUCAUAGGGGUAGUCAUAGACACCUUUGCCAAACAGGGGAUGUAAUAUGCUAACUAGAAAAAUAACGCUCUAAUGUCUAGAUACGCAUUUUUCGGGGGGAAGGGGGGGUGUUUGAACCCCCAAAACCCCCCUGGCUACGCCUAUGCAACAGUGUGUAACGUACCGCGCGCCUCAAACAGCCAUCAGACCACCACAGAUGGGGCCCAGUAAGGCUGAUACCUGACCCAGAAUUGCGGACUACCUGGCGGUGUUGCCGGGGCUCCGGCUCGAAGGGCAGGAGUCGGAACGGGGCGAUUUUUAGUCAGUAAGAGUCUGACACUCCCUCUCGUCUCGCCCAAGGCGGGAGAAGUCAUUGGAUG
Molecule: messenger RNA, 2125 nt
Organism: Spodoptera frugiperda (fall armyworm)
Lineage: Eukaryota; Metazoa; Arthropoda; Insecta; Lepidoptera; Noctuidae
Exons: 11
Coding region: 219-1652 (477 amino acids)
Source: RefSeq, a predicted model, not a curated record